CGGCGCGAGGUAUCAGUGGGCAGCAGCAGCAGCAGCCCGAGAAUAAAAGCGCCCUUGGCGAGCAGGAGGAGCUGACGCGAUCACCGCAAGCAUCAUCCAGGGCCCGGGAGCCCUCCCUAUGGACCCAGCAUGCGCAGGAUCAGGGCCAACGCCAUUGCCAUUCUAACCGUCGCCUGGAUUCUGGGCACCUUCUAUUACCUGUGGCAGGACAACAAGCCCCGCACGACCGCCUCUGCUUCGGCGUCUCAGCCGCGGGCCACGGGCGGCAAGAGCCACGGAGGGAAAGCUGGAGGCGGGAGGCUGGAGCUGCACCGGGAGGACAGGACCAUCCCGCUGAUCGUGACCCACCCUCCGAGGGGAGAGCAGCAGGGGCAGUUGUUGGGCACUUUUGAUGAGAAAGCCUAUUUAGCCAGUAAGCAGCUGAAAGCUGGAGAGGAUCCAUACAGAGAUCAUGCUUUCAAUCUGCAGGAGAGUGACAGACUGGGCAGUGAAAGGGCCAUUAGGGACACUCGACACUACAGGUGUGCCUCAAUAACUUUUGACCCUGACCUGCCCUCCACCAGCAUCAUCAUCACCUUCCACAAUGAAGCUCGCUCCACCCUCCUGCGCACCAUUAAAAGUGUACUCAUCAGAAGUCCACUGCAUUUGAUACAGGAGAUUAUUCUUGUGGAUGACUUCAGCUCAGACCCUGAAGAUUGCCAGCUGCUCUCUCAGAUCCCAAAGGUGCGGUGUCUGAGAAAUGAACGGCGAGAGGGUUUGAUCAGGUCUCGGGUCAGGGGGGCCAGCGCUGCCUCUGCUUCUAUCCUCACCUUCCUGGACAGCCACUGUGAGGUCAACACGGACUGGCUACAGCCCAUGAUCCAGAGGGUCAAAGAGGACCACACACGUGUUGUCAGUCCCAUCAUUGAUGUCAUCAGCCUGGAUAACUUUGCUUACCUGGCAGCCUCUGCUGACCUCAGGGGAGGGUUUGACUGGAGCUUACACUUUAAGUGGGAGCAGAUUCCUAUUGAACAGAAAAUGGCCAGAAAUGAUCCAACACAGCCAAUCAGGACACCCGUGAUUGCUGGUGGGAUCUUUGUGAUGGAUAAGAGUUGGUUUAAUCACCUGGGACAGUAUGACACACACAUGGAUAUCUGGGGUGGUGAAAACUUUGAGCUGUCGUUCCGAGUGUGGAUGUGUGGGGGCAGUUUAGAGAUCCUACCCUGCAGUCGUGUUGGCCAUGUCUUCAGGAAACGCCACCCUUACGAUUUCCCAGAAGGCAAUGCUCUCACCUACAUCAAAAAUACACGGCGAGCGGCAGAGGUGUGGAUGGAUGAGUAUAAGCAGUAUUACUACGCUGCAAGACCCUCUGCUCAGGGCAAGGCCUUCGGAAGUAUCGCCGACCGUGUGGCACUGAGAAGGAAACUGAACUGUAACUCUUUCCGAUGGUAUCUGGAGAAUGUGUACCCUGAGCUCAGGAUUCCAGAGCAGAAGGUUACAUACAGUCUAUUGAAACAGGGUGGGCUCUGCCUGGAGAGCCACAGCACAGACAGCCUGGGUCUGGCUGAGUGCAAGAGCGGGUUAAGUAUCCCUGCCUCACAGAAAUGGACUUUGAUGGAGCCACAGAUCCGCCAACAGGACCUGUGCAUGGCCAUCACGGCCUUUUCCUCAGGGUCAAAGGUCAGACUAGAGCCGUGCAACCCUAAAGAGUCCAGACAGAAAUGGAAGCCCAGAGGUCCGGCACUGCAGCAUAUGAUCAGUGGUUUGUGUCUGGACAGCCAGCCCCCAGCAGGCCCCCUAGUUAUCGCACAGUGCCGCCCCCAGAUGGCCAGCCAGUCCUGGGAGCCUCAGCUGGUCACCUGACUCUGAGAAGGCGGUUCGGAAGGAGGGAGCGAGGGGAGGAGUUUGGAAGGGUCACAGAAGCUUGUGGUGCUUUAGGGCCCAGAGGAACAAUGUCUGCACACUGUUUUAGUUGAAGGUGCUGCUUCCAGACUAGUAGACCAUGGCCAUGUCCAAAAAACACUUCAGCACCUCCAAAUUUGCUUCUGUGCUCCCACCACUGAUAAGAAGUAGCUGGACAGGGAAAAGCUACAAGCUGCACCUCUAAGCUAAAGUCCUGAGUAGAGAGUUUUCACUGUCCAGGCUACUCACAUUCAGUCACAUAUUUGGACAUGGUCAAAGUUUACAUUGAAAAUAGAAUAAUAAUGGCAUCGUCCGUGACUGGCAGGAGAAUUUUGUGAUGUCUUGAAUUUUCUUUUCUGUUGUGUUGGUUGAGGACGCAAAGGGAGAGACUAGUUAUAUAUAUUUAUGCCUUUUACUACCUUUGAGAAUGGUCACAGAGUGCCCACCUGUACACACUCAUUUCCACAAGUGCUGUGGCCCCCUCAGUGUAGCUGUUUUCAUAAAACUCUUAAUGGAGUCAGUGUUUCUCUUUAAACGCCAUUAAUAAAUGUUUAACCAUUCUGAUCAGCGAAGGGUUAGUUGAAGGGAUGAAAUACAUCAAAAUAAAGGUGUACAUAUUACAGAAAGUCAUCCUUGAAUCAAACUGUUUUUUUUUUCCUUUUGCAAAGAAACAGACAGGCUUUAAUUUGAAAACUGCACUAGGUGCAGUUCUGAAAGGUGAGAUGCUCAGAGCUUGCCAGCUACAGUAGGUUUGUAGCUUUGGGAUUUGAUACAUUGUGCUCUCCAGCCGCAAUACAGCAUUAUUCACAUGCUGAGAAGUUUGGAAACUUGAUCUUAGAAAUGCUUCAAGGAGCAGAGAACAACAAGGGAACUCUGCUGAGCCGAAACUUCAUCAAAGGCGGUGGUUUGGGGAAUCCAGCGGAGCAGAAUGUGAUGGACUAAUGAAAUGUGCAAAUGUGGGUUAACAAACUCAUCUGUUAAAUCAAGUGUGAGCACCUUUAAGGAUUUAUGAUUUUGCAUGGUACUGUGAAACACCACAAAAAAAACCAUACGUGAUAUCACGUCCAAAGACUGUUUUUCUUGUUUGUUUGGUUUUUUUUUUGUUUUGUUUUAAAAUUUUAAAAUUUGUAAAUACUUGAACCAAACCAUGAAGAGCUGUCAUUUGAAAAAUAAAGAGUCUAUAGCCUAGAAAAGAGUCUUUACUCAUGCUGAAAAACGUUCAGGAAAUAUACACUAGCGUUCAGAAG
Colossoma macropomum (tambaqui) is the source of this 3128-nucleotide messenger RNA. It is a transcript of the gene galnt16, whose product is annotated as UDP-N-acetyl-alpha-D-galactosamine:polypeptide N-acetylgalactosaminyltransferase 16. The coding region runs from base 130 to 1842 and encodes 570 amino acids. Gene Ontology annotation, cellular component: Golgi apparatus. The record is from RefSeq and is a predicted model, not a curated record. The transcript has 15 exons. NCBI's taxonomy places the organism in Eukaryota, Metazoa, Chordata, Actinopteri, Characiformes, Serrasalmidae.